AUGGAACGGGUGUGGGUGGCCGAGCAGAAGGCUGCGGAGGCAGCUGAGAAGGAGAAAGAAUUAGAGUCGAAACGAAUCCAGGAAAAACGACUGUUGGAACUUCGAAAAGAACAUGCAGCCAACGAGACCAGCAAUGUCCUGCAAUGGGUCACCGCCAACGAGGAACAUGCACGUAUAUUCUCGCAGAACACAGGUACUACAGGGACCGGAAAUGAAAAACAAAAAGAAGAAAGACCCUACGUUCUGAAUGAGGUGUCCAAAUACGGAAACGUCGACGACGCCGACCUUCAACGAAAACUCCGCGAAGACCCCCUCAUGCUCGUCAUGAAAGCACAAGUCAUGAAAGAGAGGAAAGUCAAGUCGCGCACACAACUGCACACACUCACAAAGGCACGCUGGGAAAGGCCUGACGUCGCCCCCGAAGAUCUCAUACCACCCACCAAACCGGACCCGAAACUGCUGUACGACCAACACGGACCCCUCGACCAAAAAAGACCCCACGACCUAGACAGACCCCACGACCAAGAACGACCCCUCGACCAAGAGCGACGCCACGACCAAGAGACAGGGCGGUUCAUACGAGGCUGGCGGGAUGAAGAGCACGCGCCUCAAGAACCCAGAACCCGCGGCGAUAGCAAUUACUACGUGCCGGGUGACCGUGCCGGCGGCCACCUGCAUCAAAAUCGGGAUCGGGAUCGUGGCAGAUACGAAAGAUUCGAGCAGGACUUUAGGCCAGAGCACGGUUAUGGUGCAAGAAGGGAGGCGGAAUGUCGUGAGCGCUGGGGAAAUGAACGAGAUGGCAACCGGGGAACAGAACGGGGUGACAGUCCUGAUCGUUAUAAUCGCAGAUUUGUACAUCAAGUGCGGGGGAAUCGUAACAGGCGGUCUUCAUACGAGAGACGCGGGCCGUACAGUCGGCCAAAGGACGAAAGCGGCUCAUGCCUUGUUGGCGCUGGCUGUUGUAAUCCAAGUGGCUUGGUGCACGGCGGGGGUUCAGAUGAUGAGAGGUCGCUUGGCCCGCCACCAGCGAUGGCAGAGAGCAUUCGGCGACGACAACAGGCCCGUAGUGAAAUGUUCAAGACCGAGGAUGAGCCAGCCUCACCCAUGCCGGAACACGAGAAAGCGGCGACUGAAGGUGGCGUACCUAGCAGGAGGGGCGCACCCAUCACGAGGGGCGAGAUGGAGACACUGGCCGCCGCCGUGAGUCUCGAGCGGAGAGACCGCGUGGAGAGGAUGCAAGCUGCUCAACGGAGUGAGGCCGAACGCGAGAGAGCCCGGAAGAGAGAAGGACCUGACUUUAUCGUGAAGGUUCAGUCGGACGUAUUGCGGAACUACGACCGAAGCAGCGCCCUCCGGAAAGUGCGGGCAGACGAUCUCUUAUUUGACGACCGAGGCUUCUAUUAG
Messenger RNA from Gregarina niphandrodes, 1404 nucleotides. RefSeq lists its product as hypothetical. The record is from RefSeq and is a predicted model, not a curated record. The transcript has a single exon. Lineage: Eukaryota; Apicomplexa; Conoidasida; Eugregarinorida; Gregarinidae. Bases 1 to 1404 code for a protein of 467 amino acids.